This is a messenger RNA of Closterium sp. Naga37s-1, 2664 nucleotides long. The record is from the annotation of a GenBank genome assembly. NCBI's taxonomy places the organism in Eukaryota, Viridiplantae, Streptophyta, Zygnematophyceae, Desmidiales, Closteriaceae.
AUGGAGGCCGACCCGAAAGCCGGCGAAGCGGCGCCGACCGUGCAGGACUUCCCUCUGUAUCUCGACCUCGGUAGUGGACUCACUGCCAAGCUCGAGGAACACGACUACGCCGUCCUCGUAGACCAUAGGCUAGAGUUCAACGCCCGUUGCUUGGGAUUCGGCAUCAACAUCGCACCGCUUCCAGGAGCACAUUGCAGCAUCGUUGUCAUCCUGUACCCCGGCGACCUGUUGAAGGGUGGGCGGGAGAAGAUCAGGACCUCGAUCCGGCACUUUGACCCGCAGACCGUGAAGCAGUGGCACCGCGACGAGGCGAUCCGCGUGCUGAAGUUUUUCCGGGCGGCGGUCCUGGCCGAGCUUGGGUGCGAUGGUAGGAAGUGGGAGUGGGCGAAGCCUUCCGAUGAAGAGGUGGAGGACAGGCUCGCCGACUGCGAUCAACCCGUUCGAGCUAAAGUGCCCGACGCCGUCCGGGACGGGGACGCGGGCUCCGGCCUGCUAGCAAUGAGCGCGUUGUGCUGGGUGGUGAGGAGGAUGGAUCUCCUGACCGGCGCCAUCCGUCGCAGUGAGACCAGCAUGGACAAGGUCAACGUUUCGGGGUUGAAGGGGCUGCGGAAUGGGAUGAUAACAUUCGUCAAGGAGCACGUCGCUCUCAAACGGUCGGGCCAUGUCGGAGUUGCUGCCGACACCUGUGACGACGACGGCGAGGAGGCCCCUUUGGCAUCCACAGCAAUAGGUGUCGCCUACACCGUCGAUGAUGCGCGUGGGACUUCGAUCGGAGAGCCCGGAGGCGGCGUCGACAAGGAAGAUGAGGAGGCGGGAAGGGCGGUGACUGGGACCGCGGAGAAGAACCAGGAGGAUAACGAGGAUCAGGAAGAGGACCAUGAGGAUCGUGAGGAGGAGGAGGAGGAGGAGGAGGAGGAGGAGGAGGACGAGGAGGAGGAGGAGGAGGAGGAGGAGGAGGAGGAGGAGGAGGAGGAGGAGGAGGAGGAGGAGGACGAGGAGGAUGAGGAGGACGAGGAGGAGGAGGAGGAGGAGGAGGAGGAGGAGGAGGAGGAGGAGGAGGAGGAGGAGGAGGAGGAGGAGGAGGAGGAGGAGGCGGAGGAGGCGGAGAAGCAGCAAGAGGGGGAGCAGGAGGAAGAGGUCGAGUGGGAGUUGGAGGAAAUGGAGGUGGAGUACGUAGAGGGAGCGGCGGAAACGGCUGGGAUGUCGGCAGAUGUUGUGAACAAGGGAGGGGAGGAUGCCGACGAGGAGAAAGUCGGCGUGGAGGAGGCUCACGGGGGGGGUGAGAAGGUCGUGGUCGGCGAUGUGGAUGGCGACGCGAAGGAAGUUAUCGACCUCGAGGUCGUUGGAGAAGGGGAUAACGCCGCGGCCACGAAGCCGACGGGCGUGGAAGCGCCUACCGAGACCACCGCAGGGAAGGCCGGGGGGGAGCGGUCUAGGGUGAAGAAGGCGGCGCGCGGUCAUCCCGUUUCCUCCGCAUCUGGUCGGCAGGCACCGCUGGACGUCGUCGAGCAGCUGCGACAGGAGAACAGGCGAUUGACGGCAGAAAAAGCCCGUAUGGAGAAGGCGCUCGAAGAUGAAAGGGGUCGGGUGGACAGGUUUGUGUUGGGGAUGCGGGGACUCCUCGACAAGCUCCAGUCGUUGGCCGACCAGGUCGCCGUCUCCGACCAUAAUGCGGCAAAACGGCUGCUAGAUGCGACGUCAGCCGUGUCGACAACCAUCACGGACAACAUCACCAACCACAUGGACGAAUCGUGGAAGGCGAUGAAGUCCUUCGCCGAAAAGGCGUCGACGUGGUUGGCGGAAAUCGACGGUCCGGAGGGAAGUAUGGCAGUUGAACGCGCAAAAGCGGUCACCGCCUUGGGCAACCACGUGGAAGCGGUGGUGGCGAUGGAGAGUCGAAACGGAAGGGGAAGGCCGACACAGUUCGAUGACAUUCUCGGCCAGUAUCGAGCGUACAAGAGCUCAGGCGAUGCGCACCACGACGCGCUCUUGCCGGCGAUCUGGUUCCCCGUCGAUGCCGUCACAAAGGAAGGUCAGGAGAAGUCGGAUGCUAUGAUGUCGGCCAUGAUAGGUCGCGUGUCCAUGUGCGCUGCGUAUGGGCAGGUCGCUGCGAGCGCGGCGAGGAAGGAGGGAGACACUGAUGAGAAGACGGCGAUUGCGGCACAGGCGUUAUCGGCCUCCGCUUGCGCCGUGUGGUGCUUAGUCGAGAACGACGACGCCCAGGUGGUCGAUGCUGUGGGCGAAGGGAAGGUGGCGGCGAUGGUGGUCGGUGCGAGCGAGAAGACCGCCGGUGUCUUCAAGGAGGUCAUGCAGGCGGUGCUGGAGGCCGAGAUCGACCGGGAGCAACCCCUGGGGGAGGUUGCGCACAACGUCGCGCCGGCGCUGCAGAGUCUCGCUCUGCACCGGGUCUACCCGGGGGUGGAUCAUGAAGUCGAAGCCGACAUGAUUGCUAGAGCGACAGUGGAGACAUUGGCGUUCUGGGGAAUGUGCCCCGUCGCCGGGCCGAAACUCGAAAAGAUCGGCAUCGCGGUGCCGUGUGACGCGCAGAUGGAGUACGACAUUGAACACAGGGGGAGGAAGGGGCAGAGAGGCAAGCAGGGCAAGGACAGCAUGGGGAAGAAGGGGAAGAAGGGCAAGAAGGGCAAGGACAGCACGGCGGCGUAG